Molecule: messenger RNA, 2373 nt
Organism: Cyclospora cayetanensis
Lineage: Eukaryota; Apicomplexa; Conoidasida; Eucoccidiorida; Eimeriidae
Exons: 8
Source: RefSeq, a predicted model, not a curated record
AUGACAUCUCUCCCCAAAGCCCCAUCGCCAAUGCCCACAUUGCAGGGGCUGCGGCGCAGCCGGCGUCUGCAGCAGCUGGAAGCGGCAAGGCAGCAGCUGCAGCAGCUGCAGCAGCAGUGCCAGCAUGAUCAGCAGCAGCAGCAACAACAAGAACAACAAGAACAAGAACACAUCAAGCAGGAGAAACUAAUACCUUUGCAGGACGCGGGCUCACGUCAUGGUGUCUCCUGCCGCCUUACGAGGCAGCAAGAUACAGGCAACGAGCUACAUCUCUCCGAUCUCUCCGCACGCCGUACAGUAGUAUCAUCAUCGUCAGCGGCUGUUGCUGCUAUGCGGGAGCCGUGGGGGCUUCACACUGCACGGGGAGAGACAGCAGCAGCAGCAGGAGCUCCUGCUGCUCCUGCUGUCUCUCCCCGUGCGGUGGAGGCUGGCAGAAGAACACGGCUUAGCUGCACACUAACGCCGAAGGUGCACCGAUCGCCAGUGGCAGAGUGUGAUCGGCAUUCUGCAUCCCCCCUUGCCUUGCCUACUACGACAGUGGCAUCAGAAGGAACCCGAGUCGUUCGUGGUGUCUCUACCGCCGCAGAAGCAUCAACUCCAUGGCUGCGCAGGGCCUCCCCCUCCACAAGAAUACCAGGAGUACCUUCAGCUGCCUCCGCAGCGGUAGCAUCAAGAGCCAAUCUCCACUUUUCACUGACGUCCAGAGAGGACGUAGCGACGCCAGUGAGGCGCACUGUCACCUCGAGGGAUUCUUCACCCUUGACGCGAAGGCUAAAUCAAACUCCUGCGUGCAGAAACAGCAGCAGCAGAAGCAACCACAGCAAUAGCAGCAGCAGCAAUAGCAAUAGCGUCUGGCGUUGCGCUGGAAAUGCCAGCUGGGGACGUGUGCCUAGUCUAGCUGAAGCAGCAACAACACAAGCAGGAGCUGUGCGAGAGGCGGGAGUGGAAGAAAAAGAUGAUGUUAAAGGCAUCUUGGACCUGGCGAGCAUGAGCACUUGCCACAGCAGGGAGCAGGCCACCUCGAGCUCCAUGAAGAAUAAUUCUUGCUCCUCCAUCGCGUCUAAUGCAGAUGGCAUCAGCAAAAGCCGCAGCAGUAGCAGUGUUCAGAAAGUGGCGGCGAGAGCGGCCUUGCCAGCCGCAUCAGCAGGAGGUUCUAUGUCUUCAUCUAGCACGAGUCAGCAGGCAGGAGCAUCCCCCAUCGCAUCAGUUGUUGCAGCAGCAGCAGAGCGGCACGUGGUCUUCCACACGAGCAGCAGCAGCAGCAGCAGCAGCAGCAGCUUAACCACGGCCUCUGAAAGAGACUUUAUAUGUUUGCUGCAGCAGCAGAACCUCAUGCUUCAGCAGCACCUCCACCAGCAGCGACGAGAGCGGCGGCAUUUACUGCUGCUGCUGUGCUGCUGCCUGGGGUUGCUGCUGUUGACGAGCACUACUGCCUUCUGGGGGGAGGCCGGUUGGCAACAGCGUCGGUAUUAUGAAGAUGUUCUUGUACAGUCCCGCGCUGCUGCUGCUGCAGCAUCCAGCGGUACGACGACGACAUACUACUCGGAUGAAGCGUCUUUUUCGGGAGAAGAAGGUCCUUAUUCUGGAUGGGGUGUCGAGACGGUGAACAGCAGCAGCGGCAGCAGGAGCUGGAGCAGGCCGCAUCCCAAGAGCUGGCGUUCAAGGACCCCUAAGGAGAUGCCUCUGAAGUGCCUAUUUCUCCUCUUCUGGACUUGUGUCUGUUUCGUGUAAUGCGCAACCCUGAAUCUGCUAACUCUUAUCUUGGAAUGGAUCGUCGUAAGGCCCCUGCUGUGGCUCCUGCAGACCGUAGCCCUUCUCCUGCUGCGCUUCUCCGUUGCCUUGGUAGUGCUGGUGACGAUUUUGGCGGGCAUAGGCUCGUUGCUUGCCUCGUCGAUUAGCAGCAACAGCAACAGCGGCAGGGAGGGCACCCAGAAGGGCGGAGGGCCUAUCUGCGGAAGCGGCGAUGGCGUCGACUUGCUCAGACACUGCGAAAGCAGCAAUGGUGGCUGCGCCAGCCGCAGAGCAAGCAUCGGAGAAGGCGCAAAGAUGUCAUGUGAGGUUGCGGGAUUUUCAGCCCCAAGGCUGGUCUGCUCACGCAAGGAGCUUCUGGAAAACGAGGCUACCCCGUGGCCUGCCAGGCCUCGUCAGCCCUGGGGUUGCUGCUUAUCGGAAUAUGGAGAAACCGCUUCGGAAGGAGCACUCGCAUCAGAGGACGCAGAGGAGGGGCCGGAUGAGCAGGAUGUCGACAGAAGGCGGUGCCAGAGGGCAGCAUUAGAGGAAGGGGGCCCCUGGGGAAAAAAAUGGCAAAGGCCUCCUGAGGAAAUACGGCAGCACCGCGAAAGCGGCACGGCCAUGUUGGUUCUCCCUGGUUAG